AUGUCGCGCCUCUGUGGAUUUGGAUAUGGAUUUCUGCUAGCCAUGCUGCAGUUGCUCCAAACGGCAUCGUCCAUGAAAGUUUCACUAUUCGGCGAUGGUUACGUGUCGAUGCCGCUGCAGGAGGCCAAAAUGUCAACGAACAUACGCGUCAAGUUUCGCACCAAGCAGGAGGAUGCAUUCCUCUUUUUGGCCGCCGGUCGUACCGAUUAUUGCCUGCUGCGUCUUGAGAAUGGCCUCAUCAGUUUUAGCUAUAAAAUUGAACGGGAUGUGGUCCAGCUGCGUUCGCCGAAGAAGCAAAAGCUUAACGACUUGGAGUGGCACGAUGUGGCCGUGCAACGUUUCGAGAAUAAUGUUACCCUGCAGGUGGAUGGUCACAUUAUGCGCAAACAGCUGCCAAACGAUUUGGCCGCACUCAACGUACAUUUUGGCACCUUCCUUGGCGGCGUUGGCGAUUUUACGGCCGAGUUUCUCAAUGAUGUCAUUGGCUUUCGUGGUUGCAUCUCCGAUGUAUUUUAUAACAACAUCAACAUUAUAAAGCGUGCCAAAGAUCGCACGGGACACACGACGAGCACGGGAGUCUCUUGGACUUGCAGCAAUGAAUUUGAUGGCGGAGUUCAGGAUAGCAUCAGUUUCUUGAGCAAUGAUUCCUUUGCUCUGAUGCUCAAGGAGUCGCAUGCCGAGGGAGAAACACUCUCAUUUCAAUUUCGAACGAUGACGGAGUCGGGAACGGUGUUCUUCAAUGGCGGCUAUGAUUUUAUGCUGCUGGAAAUUGAGGAUCAGAAACUAAAGCUGACAUUCAACAAGGCCGGCAGCCUGGUGCAGUUCAUGACAAAUGAGACCAUUUCGGAUGGCAAAUGGCAUCGUGUGUUGUUGAGAUAUAAUGCUGUCAUGGCUGAGCUGGUGCUGGACGAUGGACAGUUGACUUAUCGUGGAGAUCAUGCUAAUGACACCAAGACGAGCAUAAAUCUCGAGAAGAGCGUCUUCUUUGGCGGCGUGCAGGAGGAGAUGCGUCGUCGUCUAAUCAACAAAGGACUGCGCAUCAAUGAGAUCAGUUUCAAGGGAUGCAUGAGGAACAUCCAUGUGAAUAACUUGGCAUUGGGUUUCGGGGAGAUGACAAUCUCAAGGCAAUUGGCAUUGAACUGUGUGUGGAAGUAUCCAUGUGUGGAGCACAGUCCUUGUUUGAAGAGCGGCAUUUGCAGUCAACAUGGCGUGGAUGAGUUUAUAUGUUAUUGUGAUCAAUCCUACUGCAUUAAGGCGGACUUUCAGGGGCCUUUCAAGAUCUUUACGGAAACGAGUCCCGAGCUGGAACUGCUUUAUGUUUCACCCAUACAGCUGCUGGAAGGCGGCACGGUCUUUCUCACAACUCAUAUUAUAAACGUACUCCUCGACAUGCGUCGUUAUCCCAGCCUCAGUGAGCAAUCCAUUUCAUUUCAUGUGGUGCAGCAGCCUAAAUAUGGACAGCUCCUUCAAUAUUCGCAAGAGGGGUCAAACUUUGUGCCCUGUCGUACCUUUAAGCACGUGGAUCUGGCGACGGAUAGGAUAAAGUAUGUGCACAAUGGAUUGGAGAACUUUAAUGAUCACGCCACGCUGGAUAUGCAGAUUCAUGGCGAUGUCCAUAAGAUACCCGGGAAUAUUCUCGGAAAGCAUCGGUUUCUAAUCCAUGCGAAUAUAACAGCAGUGAAUGAUCCUCCCCAGCUGCAGUUGCAUUCUCACAAGAUUCUGCGUGUUAUUGAGGGCAUCGAGCGUAUACUUGAUGUGGACCUGUUCAACAUUGUAGAUCCCGAUAGCGAUCCCAGUGAUCUGAUCUACACAAUUAUGCCUUCAACGGUUUCCCAAGAGGCUUUUGGUCGUUUCAUGGUGGGUGGCAUUAACACGAUGACCUUUUCCCAGGCGAAUGUCAAUCUGGGUCAGGUCUCCUAUUUGUACAAUUCCACGACAACUGAAUCUUUUAGUUAUCAACUGCUGCUUCAUGUCUCCGAUGGCAUAGAGACCAGUGAUACAGUCUAUUUACCCGUCUCAGUGCAUCCUUUAGAGCUGCGAGUUGUUAACAACACAGGACUCAUCAUGAUCCACAAGAAUUCUGUUCUUUUAACACCCGCCAAUCUCUCCAUUGGCACGAAUGCCGUCGAUGAACAUAUUGAUAUACGCUACGAUAUUGUAAAGCCUCCCCAACAUGGUGUGCUCCAGCGUCUCCGACAGAUUGACGGCACCUGGGUGAACGUGGAAUGGUUCACCGAUAGCCAGUUGCUGCUGGGACAAAUUCGAUAUCUGCACAACAGCGAUUUCCCUUGGCAAGAUGAAUUCAAGUUUAUUGCCUCGUUUGGCUUUGUGACGACACAAACCUUUGACUUUCGGAUAACAUUUACUCGACUGAAGAUCGCCUGCAAUUCACCUCCGAUCAUAGCGAUCAAUGGAACUCGGGAGUUUCUGUUGACCAACAAACUGUUGAGCUAUGAGACGGUACCAAUUGGCAGCUUUCCCCGAAAUAUCAUCUAUAAGAUCAGUAAGCCGACGAAAUAUGGCGGCAUCUAUGUGGAGGGAUCACGUAAGGCGGCCAAGCAGAUGGACUCCUUUACGCAGCAGGACAUUGACAAGCGUCGCAUUCAUUACAAGACUCAUCACAGUUGUUACUCGAGUUUUACGGAUCAUCUGGAAUUCGUAGUGUCCGUGGCGGAGUGCGAUGAUGUGGUGGGCAAACUGCAGAUCAUCUUUAAUCCGCUGGAGGAGCUUAUACAUAAGCUGCACUUUCAGAAGUUCGAUGUCAUGCAGGUGCAGGAAGGUGAAAGGGCAUUGAUCACUAAAAACCACUUCCAGAUACGAUUCAACAUCUAUGAGAGUCUACAGUUCCAAGUGUCGGUGCCGCCAUCUCAUGGAUUGGUCUGUAAAUAUGAUGAACACACGGGAUUGACAACUCCUGUGGAAUUGUUUACACUGGAGCAACUUUUCCGCAACGAUAUCUAUUAUUGUCACGAUGAUACGGAGUCCACGUUGGAUGGGUUCGAGCUGUUGAUACUCUCUAGCGAUGAGACAGAUCUCCAGUUUGUGGCUAAUAUGGAGGUGCACAUCAAGCUGGUCAAUGAUAAUGAACCCUAUCGCAGUGCUGUGGAACGUGUCUUCCAUGUAGUCCGCAAUGGCAUUCGCACCCUUAAUCCAACUGUGCUGCAAUAUCUCGAUGCGGAUGUGAACACAAAUCACACGGAUAUCCAUUUCACCCAUGUGUCGAGUACAAAUGGCGCCUUCUACAAGUCGGGACACUUUAUAGACACUUUCAGUCAGGAUGACAUUGCCAAUCGCAGGAUAAUGUUCCAGCACAGCGGACCAGAUGUGGGCACCGCCUCUUUCAUAGUCACUGAUCGUGAACAUGAGGUGAAUGGUCAGCUGGAGAUUCGUGCCUCCGAUCCCUUUGUCUCCAUGUUGCCAGCGAAUGCUUCUAUUGUGCAAGAGGGCAAGUUUGUUAUCCUUAAGAAUAAGGACUUUGUGCUGGAAACCAAUUUGGAUAUGAAACUAGAUGAGAUCUACUACGAGGUGAUUAAGCCGCCUUCCUAUGGCAUUCUCAUGUACCUCAGUGGACAACCAGGAGCGGCAGAGAGGGAGAAUGGGACAAUAAUGCAUAAGGCGACCAAUUUUACAUCCUUGGGCAACUUUACCCACAUGGAUAUAGAGCGAGAACGUCUGGUCUAUUGGAAUACAGAGAUAGCAUCGAUGGAUAAAGUGAGAUAUCGCGUGCAUAUUAAGAAUAUUACAGCCGAAGGCGAGGUCAUAUUUCGGAUAUAUCCCUCGGCCUAUUGGGAACCCCUGCAGGUGAAACAGAAUCACACACUCUACGUGGAGGAAUCAACGAGUGUGUUGAUCUCAAGGGAUAUUUUAGAGGUCGUUCAUCCAAACAUCUCACCAGGUGAUAUAACCUUCUUGGUUACAUCUUCACCGAUGCAUGGUUAUCUUGAAAUGCAGUCCAUGUCUUUUGACGAUGAAUACAACUGCAAGGUCUUUGAUCAAUCCUCCGUCAACACGGAAAAGAUGUUCUAUAUCCAAGCAGGAGUUAAUCAAUCCUCGGAUUACUUUGUAUUCGAUGUGACCAAUGGCAUUACGUGGUUGCGUCAACUGAUGCUGAAGAUUAUCAUUAUUCCAGAGAAGCUUUACAUGCACACGAAUAUCAUCUCGGUUGUGGAGGGAAAAAUGGUGCAAUUGAGCGCUACAGAUAUUCAACCCUAUUCGGAGUACUAUCGGGGCAAGAUAUUGGAGUAUAUAGUCACUAUAACACCUAAUUCGGGGCAUAUACUUGCGGGCAGUUCAAAGGUCAAGCGAUUUACGCAAAAGCAACUGGAACAGGGAAGCAUUCAAUAUGUGCACAAUGGCAGUGAGAAUGCAACGGAUACUCUAACAAUGAUCGCCAUGGCCAGGAACAAGGAGAGCGUGCCCUUUGAACUGGAGUUUGCUGUAGUUCCUGUCAAUGAUGAGGAGCCCAUGAUGGUGACCAAUACAGGUCUUCAGGUUUGGAAUGGUGGGCGUUAUGUCAUCAGGAAUACAGAUCUACUUGUCCAGGAUUAUGAUACUCCCCCAGAGAAUUUAACAUACAUUGUGAAUUACGUUUAUGGAGGUUACUUGGCCGAAAAGUCUGCAACCCUGCACAAGAUCGAGCACUUCACCCAAUCCCAAAUCAAUUCCGAGAAGAUCUACUUUAUACACAACGCCAACUCAAGAAAAAACGAACUCUCCUUCCUGGUCACCGAUGGACUCUUUAAUACCAGCACUCAAUUGCUUAAUAUUGAGAUCAAACCCAUUGAAAUCCUAGUCGAGCACAAUGAGAAUUUGCAUGUCUUUCUCACUAAGAAGCAAAUUCUACGCGAUCAUUUGCACUUCAAGUGCUCGGAUGAGGAACGUGAGAUACGCUAUAAUAUUACAGUGCCUCCCAAUUUGGGGCGCAUUGUCAACGAGUAUUUGGGCAAUGGAUAUGCCAAGGAAAUCAGCGAAUUUACCCAGAACGAUGUGGACAACGGACACAUCUUCUAUGAGCACACGGCAGUCAUUAUGGAAUUCCGCAUCAAUGAUUCCUUCUUCUUUGACGUGGUGGCCGAGCGCAGUGAUCGCCUUUUGGAUCAGAAGUUUAAUAUAGAAAUCUCAGUAUCUUCUGGAGGAUUACUACGAUUUUUGCCUGUUUCAAAGUUAAAUGUGGAUGAAGGAGGUUCUGUGCCAAUUAAGCUGGAUUUCUCCAAAAUUUUGGAGUACUUAAAAACGCGAGCUGGCAUUAACAAUCCGGAAUUGUUUAUCGAAGCGGCACAGAAGCCCACACAUGGCAGCAUUGGGCUGGGACAUGAGUUUAAGCCCAUGCAACGUUAUCAUCCAAGUGAUUUCUUUACCAAAAAAGUAUAUUACAUACACGAUCAUACGGAUACCUUAGAGGAUACUAUACUUAUGGGAGUGUACUUGACACAGGGCAAUAUUUUUCUGUGUAAUCUAACCAUUCCGGUUUCCAUCAAUCCCAUCAAUGAUCAACCCUUUCAACUGAUUACCCAUCUUCCCCAAAUGGUUGUGGUUGAAGGAGAGAAUCGCACCAUAACGCGAGAUGCUUUACUCACAGAGGAUAAGGACACGCCUCCAGAGGAAAUAAUAUAUGAUGUGAUGAGCGGCCCUACGUUGGGAGUACUCAAAAAGCUGAAUAACAAUGGGCAGCCCGAGGACCUGUUGGUCUUCUCCAAUCAGUUUACACAGGCGGAUGUCAACAAUGAUCGCAUUAUUUAUGUGCACUUUGGACAACCGCAGUCGACCACCUUUUGUUUUACAGUCACGGAUGGUCAGUUUAAUCCGGCUUAUGAGAUCUUUACAAUUAAAGUGGCUCCGAUAAGUCUGCUGCCAGCUGUUUCACAGACUCCAGUGAGUCUGCAGCAGGGCUCGGACAAGGCAUACAUGAAUUUGGAGCAUAUUGGGCUGAGCACCAAUGUGAAAGUGGAUCGACUGGCUUAUAACAUCUCCAAUUCCCCGCUUUAUGGCAUCUUAUUGUACAAGAAUCAGCCAACAUUGAGAUUCAGUCAGCAGCUGCUGGAAACAUCACAGAUUACGUACAUGCUAACGGAUUCUCUGCGAUCCAAUGACACGUUUCAGAUCAGUGCCUAUGUGCCAGGAACUAACUAUGCUGCCCAGGUGGAUGUUGUGGUGAUGGUGGAGCCGGUCAUAAAGAUCAAUGACAUUGAUAUGCGUGAGGCAGAGUCCAGUUCCAGUGCGGCUGGUGGCAAGAUCAGAUUGAGCAGCUCCCUGGUCAAUGACAAUCCACUCUCGCUCAAGCUCAACAAGUUCAAUCCCAAAUUUGUCAUCACUCGCAUGCCAGCCACGGGUCAGCUGAGGAAGAUCAUACGGAGCAGCAGCAAUGGAGCAACAUUACUUACUGGAACCGAUGCGCAGAACGAACGCUCCACCAACAUCUUCUCGUACAAGGAACUUCGCAGUGGUGUCGUCUACUUUGUGCCACAUGCUUCCGUGGAUGAAACGGAGGCGGAAAGCGACAGUUUUGAUUAUCAGCUCAUUAUCAAAACAGUGCAGCCGGCACAGGCCACAGUUUCCAUUGAGUAUCGCGCCCAGGCUCUCGAAACGGAGACUGUGCAUUUGGGAAAUGCGGAUAUAUCCAUUAACUAUCUGGCUGUGGGUUGUGCUCUCUUUAUCCUACUCAUUUGUCUGCUCAUUGUGUUGCUGCUGCUGAAGAUGAGGAGUAUGCGGAAGCGCAAGGCAGAUAUAUCCAAGGAUCAACCGCCAGCGUUGCCCUGUCCACCGGAUUUGACUUCAGUCAGUCCACAGCAUCAUCACCAUCAUCUUCACUAUGCCAGCUCCGAGGCGGACUCUGUGCCGGCAACAGGAAACUCCACUCCGCUGCCGGGAUUCAGUAAUAUCCCUCACUGCAAAAUAAUACCCGUGGAAUCGUUUAAGCACGAAUAUCCCGAUUACGAUCCGGAUGAGGAUGAAACGGACGAUCAAUGCGAUCCACAGCAAAUGAUGCUGCCCCAACGCUAUAAUCCCUACCAUGUGGAUCACGACGCCUGGAGUUCAUCCUGCGACAUGGCCAACGAUUUUGCUGGCUAUGCUUCCGUUCCCCAAAGCAUCUCCAUAUCCGGUUCCGUCAGUUCGCCGCCUUCAGCGCCGCCCACAAAUCCGUUGCUGCGCCGAAAUCAGUAUUGGGUCUGAAAAAAGAAUGAGAUUGCGGCAAAUUAGUCUUAGCUUAUUUAUUUACGUUUAGACUUAUGUAAGUUUAAGGCUGAUUUAUGAGAUUCGCACGAUUUAGUUGUAAGCAAAUGGACUUUGUUAGUUUUUAUUAAGCAUUUUAUAACAUAUCGAAAAGCUAUUUAAUUUAGUUGCUUUUACAAAUUUUGCCAUAUAUAGAUAUAUUUAUAUGUAGGAGUUUCACUCGUUAGCUAUAACAUUUGCCAACUUUCAAUAUAAGUCUUAAGCUUUUAUGUUAGAAAACAAUUUGAAUUGCGAAUUAUACAUUUAAAAUAAAUGACAAUAUUUUUAAGCU
Messenger RNA from Drosophila innubila, 7501 nucleotides. RefSeq names its product chondroitin sulfate proteoglycan 4 (gene kon). The record is from RefSeq and is a predicted model, not a curated record. Lineage: Eukaryota; Metazoa; Arthropoda; Insecta; Diptera; Drosophilidae.